This is a messenger RNA of Trichomycterus rosablanca, 3093 nucleotides long. RefSeq names its product transporter 1, ATP-binding cassette, sub-family B (MDR/TAP) (gene tap1). The transcript has 13 exons. The record is from RefSeq and is a predicted model, not a curated record. Gene Ontology annotation, biological process: oligopeptide export from mitochondrion. Gene Ontology annotation, molecular function: ABC-type oligopeptide transporter activity; ATP hydrolysis activity; ATP binding. NCBI's taxonomy places the organism in Eukaryota, Metazoa, Chordata, Actinopteri, Siluriformes, Trichomycteridae. Bases 71 to 2266 code for a protein of 731 amino acids. Gene Ontology annotation, cellular component: mitochondrial inner membrane.
AGAAUAAAGAAGAUUAAUAAUAGGCAUUCCUCGCAAUUUGCAAUAGUUUGCCUCACACUUGUGGUUGGGGAUGAAGAUCAAGAUGGCACCGUAUCUGUUUGCCUGUCUUCUCCUGUGCGUGGACAUGUGCGUCGUGAUGACAUUUGGGGCCACCCGGUUCACGCCCCCGCUCGUCCCUCAUUCCUUUAUCACUCUGUGGGUGGGAGGAUUGCUGAGGUUAUUUGUCUUUCUUUUUGUCAUCUUUUUGUACCCAUCGAGCCCGGCGUGGAUGAAAAGCUUCGAUGGAGUGCAGAUUGUGACUGUGCACAGUUUAGUGUACCCGGUCUAUGUAUCACUCAUCUGGGCAUUGGGCUGGUCGACAGUGGAGCUCUCCUGGUGCUGGCACACCUGGCAAGGGCUCCUGCAAUCCUAUGCGGUAUCCGCUUUGUGUCUUCUGCUCUGGAAACGCUAUGUUCCCACCAUCCUCUCGAAGAAGAAGAUGAAAACCAAGGAGAAAGGCCAGACCCCGCUUCAGAGGCUGCUGGGUUAUAUGAAGCCAUACCAGGAGCGGUUUACAGGAGUCAUCAUCCUCGUGGUUCUUUCCUCUCUCGGUGAGAUGGCUGUUCCACAUUACACCGGCAAAGUUACCGACUGGAUCAUGAAAGAAGACGAACCUGAGGCUUUCAACAACGCCAUCAAAAUCAUGUCAAUUCUGACCAUCAUGAGUAUUGUGUUUGAGUUUGCAUGUGACCUUACCUACAAUACCACCAUGAGCCUGAUUCACACCUCCAUCCAGAGUCAGGUGUUUCAGUGUGUGCUCAAACAGGAAAUAGCCUUCUUCGAUGAGAACUCUACAGGUGAUCUCGUCUCCCGGAUAACCAAAGACACCAAUGACAUGAGUGAGUCACUGAGCGAGCAGUUAAGUCUGGUCAUGUGGUACUUCAUGCGUUUAGUUUUCCUUUUCGGAUCCAUGAUGCUCCUCUCGGUGCGCCUGUCCGUCUUCACAAUCCUGGGCCUACCGGUCAUCCUGAUCAUCCCAGAGUUUACCGGAAAGUUCCACCAGACGCAUGCUGUAAAAGUGCAGGCAUCACACGCUAAAGCUAACAGCGUCGCUACCGAGACGUUCUCUCUGAUAAAGACAGUGAGAAGUUUUGCCAACGAGGACGGAGAGGUUGAAAAAUACAGAGAGUGCUUGGAACACACCUACACGCUUAACAAAGUGGAAGCAGCUGCUUAUGCUGUCUCUAGCUGGACCAACAGCAUGUCUAGUCUGGCCUUAAAAGUCAGCAUCCUGUAUUAUGGUGGGCAGCUGGUGGCAGGAAAUGAGGUCAGCAGUGGCAACCUGGUGGCUUUUGUCCUGUAUGAGCUUCAGUUUAAUUCUGCAGUGGAGGCCCUGAUAUCUUAUUACCCGAGUGUUAAAAAAGCUAUCGGGACCUCAGAGAAGAUCUUUGAGUACGUGGACCGGAAGCCUAACGUUCCUCCUGAUGGCACUUUAGCUCCGGAGAACCUCAAGGGUCACCUGCGCUUCAGCAACGUGGCUUUCAACUAUCCCUCAAGACCCGAGGAGAAUAUUCUCAAGGGCGUUUCUCUGGAGCUGAAGCCAGGAAAGAUCAUCGCUCUGGUGGGUCCAGCCGAUGCAGGAAAAAGCACCGUAGUGAGGCUUCUGGAGCGGUUUUACCAGCUUCAGAGCGGAGAGAUCUUUCUGGAUGAGAAGUCGCUACAGAGCUACAAGGAAGAGUAUCUGCAUGAGAAGAUUAGCGUGGUUGCUCAGGAGCCCCUGCUGUUCGCCCGUUCCAUUAGAGAGAAUAUUAAAUACGGGAGACCAGAUGCAACUGAUGAAGAGAUGUUCACUGCUGCCAAAAUGGCUAACGCUCACAAAUUUAUCAGCAACUUUCCAGACGGCUAUGACACCGAUGCUGGAGAAAAGGGGAGUAAAGUGUCAGGUGGUCAGAAGCAGAGGAUAGCCAUAGCGAGAGCCCUGAUUCGGAAUCCACAGAUUCUUGUGCUGGAUGAUUCCACCAGUGACCUGGACGCUGAGAGUGAACAUCAGGUGCACCAGUCCUUGCUGAGGAAUUUGAAUGGGCGCACAGUUCUCCUCAUCACACACAGGAUGAGCGGAGUGGAGAUAGCUGAUACCGUCAUAUACCUGCGUAAGGGAGAGGUGCUGGAGCAGGGUACCCAUGCUGAGCUGCUGCUGAAGAAUGGGGCGUACGCCGAAUUUGUACGCCAGCAGAACACCUGCUUCCACCGCAAAGCCGAUAACGACUCCGCUUCCACCGAGGCCUGAUGUGUAGUUAGCACGCUGCAAAACCCAACCUGCAUUUCGAAACGUACAGCGCAAUGUAUUGUGAGGUGAUCGGGCUACUUUGCAUGAUGUACUUUACAUAAGCACCAAAUAGAAAUGGUAAUAUGAGGGGUGUCAUUAAUUUCAAAGUUCAAAUCGAAAGCAAUACAGUCACUUAAAACUCAAAUGUUAAAGAGGAUAAAUUAUAUUUGGGUGGAUUUUAUACUUGACACAACCAAAUCAUUGCACUUUUUAAUUGUUAUUUAUAUUGUGAAUAAAUAGUCACUGCCCCUGUGAUCUUGGGCAACAUUUGCAACCCUGAGACGUGUAAUUCAGAAGGCAGCAUAAGCACAACAGUUUUCUGUGUUGCUUUCGUAUUUUUUUGUUAUUUAAGCUUGCUUGCAUUGGGUUUUGCAGUUUAGUAAAGAUAAAUCAUGACUACUGGGAUUUAUAACUUCAGCUCUCGUGUUUUAGUGUCUGGAUACUGUUAUCUGUAUUUUCUGUAUUUGUGUUCUGUAAAUGCUAGGAUUUAUAAAUUAGGUGUAAAUAUCACAAACAUGAUAAAAUAGCAUAAAAGCUCAUUUUUCCAGUUUCCAUUGACCCGCCAUGUAACAAACAGGACAACUGUUACAUGAUUUUUAUUAGUGCAAAUAUUCAUUUGCAUCUUUAUUUCGAAGCACCUUUCUCAUGCCUCUCACUGUAUUAAGUGUUGAAGUAGUAAGAUUUUGAUAUUUUAAACCAAAUAUCACCACAAACACAUCGAGGCAAUUACUCUGUAAAGGGUUUUAAGCGUGAUGGAUAACUUUGUUCUAAAAUAAAUGAAAUAGUUU